Molecule: messenger RNA, 3743 nt
Organism: Caretta caretta (loggerhead turtle)
Lineage: Eukaryota; Metazoa; Chordata; Testudines; Cheloniidae
Gene: LRP10
Product: LDL receptor related protein 10
Cellular component (GO): plasma membrane
Molecular function (GO): protein binding; low-density lipoprotein particle receptor activity
Source: RefSeq, a predicted model, not a curated record
AGGGGAGUCUCCCGAAGGGGGGGGAAGCAGGAGGUCACGUGACCCGGAAAGUUGCAAGGCAGGAAGCGAAGGACGGAAACAAAGUUACCAGCGAAGGAGACGCGCGACGGGCGGGGGGUUCUAGGCUCGGGACCGGACCGGACCGGACGGGGGGGUUCUAGGCUCGGGGCGGGACGGGGCGGGACCGGAAGGAGGGAAGGAACCAGCCCGACUGUGAGAGGGGGUGAAGGCCCCCACACGAAUCCCUGUCCCCCCUCCCCGAACGGAAGUCGCGGGGUCGGGGCCCUCCAGAGCCGGGCGGGGGGAAGUCGGGGAGCGCGGAAGAUGUGCGGGUGUUAGGGGGGAGGGGAAUCCGCCCACCGACCCUCCCCCACCCCCGGAUCCUCUGGGGGGCAAAAGGAGAAAACCGGGACCCCCCCACCCUGAAAAUGUCACCACUGGGGGCCGCCUGCAUCCUGCUGCUGGGACUCGUCUGGGAAGCUGCUUCCUACACAGAGAAAGACUCGGCCACCUGUCAUGCACCCCUGGAGGUGCGGGGGGAGCGCCAGGGGCUGAUCCGCAGCUUCCCCCCCCGGCACGGCCGCCUCCUGCCCAGCAAGUGCACCUGGGUCAUCCUGGCGGGCCCGGAGGAUGUGGUGACCAUCAGGUUCGAGCGGUUCCAGUUGGCGUGCGGGGAGGCCAAGCUCUACGUCUGGGCUCACUCCUACCCCCACCAGGCCCUCUGCGGCUCCCGGCUCCCCGCCCCCCUGGAGUACAGGGGCACCAACGUCACCCUCAGCUACUGGCGGAGCUGGACGGUGGCUGAGGGCUUCCAGCUCCGCUACGAGAGAGCAGGUCCCCUCCUCUCUGCCUCACCCCCAUCUUGUAACCUGACCCUGAAUGAUUUCUAUGGCGUCUUCUCCCCACCUGCCUGGCCUGGGGGCCCCGCUGGUGCCCUCAUCCGGUGCCGCUGGGCCCUGGACCACGAUAGCCGCCCCCUCACUGUGCUCUUCACCACACUGGACCUGGCUCCGAACGACUCCCUGGAGGUCUACGAGGGCCACCCAGACCUGCCGGCUGAGCCACGGCUUCUGCGGCGCGUGGAUGCGGCCAGCAAUGGGCAACCAGUAGUGGUGGAGUCGCCCUCCAGCCGGGCGUGGGUGGCCUGGCAGGGCCUGGGGGACCACGGCUUCAACGCCACCUACCACGUGCGUGGGUUCUGCGUGCCCUGGCAGCGGCCCUGCGGCCAGGGGGAUGAGGCCCGGUGCUACGGCGAGGCGGAGCGCUGCGAUGGCAUCUGGCACUGCCCAGAUGGGGCAGACGAGGAGCGCUGCCCAGGCUGCCCAGAGGGGAGCUACCCCUGCCGGGCUGGUGCUGGGGGCCCCUGCUACGCGCCCGCCGACCGCUGCAACUACCAGACGCUGUGCCCAGACGGGGCGGACGAGCGGGGCUGCUGGCGCUGCCAGCCCGGCAACUUCCGCUGCGGAGACGGGCGCUGCGUCUACGAGGCCUGGCGCUGCGACGGGCAGCCCGACUGCACCGACGCCUCCGACGAGGCCGCCUGCCCCUACGCCCUGCCCCGCAAGGUGGUGGCCGCCGCGGCCAUCGGCAGCCUGGUCUGCGGCCUCCUGCUGGUCAUCGCGCUGGGCUGCACCUGCCGGCUCUACGCCGUGCGCAGCCAGGAGUACAGCCUCUUCGCCCCCCUGUCCCGCAGCGACGCCCAGCUGGUCCGGCAGGAGGCGCCACCGUCCUACGGGCAGCUCAUCGCACAGGGGCUGGUCCCACCUCUCGAAGACUUCCCCACCGACAGCCCCGGGCAGACGUCGCUGCUGGGGAAUCUACGCUCUCUGCUGCACCUGCUCCAGCAUGAGCCGGUGGGGGGGCGCCGGGCCCGCCGGCCCCCCCGCCCCCUGCGCCGUCUGCUGCGCCGCCUACGCCGCUGGGGGCUGCUGCCCCGCUCCGCCCCUGCCGCCCGCCCCCCUGCUGCCCCCUCUGCCCAGCCCCCGCCGGACACUGCCAGCCAGGAGGAAGGGGGGGCGGCGGGCGGGCCCGAUGAGGCCCCGCCCCUGCCACAGAAAGUCCCGCCCCCUGGGCCAGAGCCUCCCACGGCCCCACCCCCUGCAGGCCCCCAGCGGCUGCCCAGAGGGGUGAUGGGGGCCCUCCGUGGGUGCCUCUUCCCCUCCUCCGAGGGCCAUGGGGAGCCUCCGAGCUUCCCACCCUCCCCCGUGGGGGAGGACGACGUGCUGCUACUGCCCCUGGCUGAGUCCCGCCCCUGCCCCCCUGCCGAGGACGAUGACCCCCUCCUCACCUGAGUGCCUCCCGCCGGGCCGCAUCGCCCUGAAGAACCCAGCGGCCAACGGGGAGAGCGGUUAAGCCACCCCUGCCACCAGCAGGGUUCAACUGGGGUGGCAAUAUUUGUGAGGCAGUCAAAAACUGGCCCACAAAGGAUGGUGCCAUUGCACAUUGCCUUUAAGGACUUAAUGCUAACUGAGCAGCGAAAGAAUAUUUGCCUGCCCGUCAAAAAAGCUCUUCAAGGGAAGAGCUUUGUCAGACAUUGCCUUUAAGAACCUGGUGGCUAAUCGGAGAGCAGGGCAGCCGGGCAGGGUUGAACCAAUCGCGCCCACCCCCAGAGGCCACAUCUGGCUGCAUCUGAGCGGAAGGAAAAAUAUUUGUCUGGCAGUCACAAAAGGCUCUUGAAGGGGAUGUGCCCUUUCAAAGUCUUUGUAUGGCUGUUCUAAAGAACGUCUUAAAGGUGCUGGAACCCUAUUAGUGGAGGAAAGAAAAGGCAGUCAAAAAAUACUCUUAAAGGCAAUGGCUCAGCUGGCAGUUAUUUUCCUCUUCUAUGAGUCGAAAUUUUCUAUAAUCAAUCAUUUUUUCCUACCUGGGUUAGAAAAAUGAACCUUUGCACAUUUCUUUUUGCAGUGCCUGAUAAAUUAAUCUUUAUGGUCAGCAAACCUUGUGUGUGUACGCAGGUUAAAAAAAAAGGUCUUUUAAAGGCAAUGGGCAAAGGGCAAAAUCCGCAACAUUUUACUCCCCGUUUGCUAAAAUGUUGUUCUGAUUGAAACAAAAAAAUGAGAAAUGGGCAGAAAAUGAAUAUGUGAGUUUAUGUAGCUGGGAUUCUCUACGCAAAAUAUUUACAUGGCUGUCAAAAAAGAAAACUCUUAAAGGUAAUGACCAUUUUACCUCCUCAAAAGAUUGUUUGACGUCAUUGGUUUUUAAAAUAUGACUUAGAAGAGACAAUGUGCAUUUGUAUUCAGCUGACAAAUUGAACAGUGAUUCUGAAUGACAAAAGAUAUAUGUGGCAGUUUAUAUAUAUAUAUAUAUAUACACACACCUAAAGGCAAUGACUAAAUCUGAAAGAUUGUCGGUCAUUUUUGAUAGAUUUUUAAUAUAUAUAUGUGUCGUUUUUGUGAAGAAGGUGAGGAAUAAGAUGAAAAGAAAUGUGUGUGUCUAUGGAUGUGGGAAAUUCAGUUGUGAGUCUUGGCACCAAAUAUUUGUAUUGUAAACUGAUUUUUCAAGGCAAUGGCAAAAGCAUUUAACCAGCUACCGCGAGAGAGGUGUUGUUUUUUUUUGUGUAGUUACUUUUUUAAAUUCAAAAUCGGAAGCUGAAUUUUCACAAGUUCCAUGGCUACAAAAGCUGGAUUUGAUUCUCAACCCAGCUGCUUUGUGUUGCUGGGUUUUUGUUGUUGUUGUUUCAAAUAAGCUUCUUAAAGGCAAAGUUUGGAUCAGAAAAAAAUACACCAACUUUUGGCAGUGACAUUUUA